CAGAGGAAACAAAGCGAUUUGUAAAGCCCAUUUUGCCAUAGAGACUGGACUGGAUCUUGUCUGUUCUAGAAGUAUUGAACUAACCUGUACCGGUGCUGUGGUAGGAGUGGGGGUCCGGUUUUGGUCGGUCCGGAGGGGAUGGACACCUUUCUGACCUCAUUUGGACUCAUGCUUAUGUGUGUCCAGUGCUCAGCUCAGAGACUAUCUCCGACCGGGAAAAACGUCUGCUUCAGUGUCAGUGAUUAUUCUCCCAUAUGUUGUUCUGGAUGGGGCCAGAACGGUGAUGAAUGCACUGUCCCCCUCUGUGAGGGAGAAAGGGCCUGUCAGCAGGAUGAAGUGUGUGUUUACCCUGGAUUUUGUCGAUGUAAACCUGGAUUUUACGGGUACCGUUGCAAAACCCCUUGUUCUUUUGAAUUUUGGGGGCCGGAUUGUCGAGAGCUGUGUCCCUGUUACCCUCAUGGGCGCUGUGACCCAGUCACUGGUGAGUGCUCGUGCCUGUCUAACCGCUGGGGCAACCUGUGCCAAAACAGCUGCAGAUGUUCACGUCAUGGGAAAUGUGACCCUGUCUAUGGCAACUGCACCUGUGAGGAGGGCUACUGGACGUCCACCUGCUCCAAAACCUGUCAGUGCCACCUUGCCACAUCCACUUGUGACCAAGACACAGGACGCUGUCUGUGUGACAAAGGCCACUGGGGCCCAAAGUGCAGUCUGCGAUGCAAUUGCUAUAUGUCCCCUUGCCAGCAGCGCACAGGGGCCUGUCAGUGCCUGCAUGGCUGGUGGGGUCCAUCCUGUGACCGCCGUUGCAUUUGUAAUCUCAGCCAUGCCAACUGUGACGUGCAAACUGGCACCUGUCUGUGCAACCCAGGUUACAAAGAGCCCUUCUGCAAUGAGCCUUGUGACAGCGGAAAGUAUGGCAGAGGCUGUAAGAAGAGCUGUGGACACUGUGAGAGAGGCAGGUCUUGCUCUAAAGAGGAUGGCCUGUGUGAUGCCUGUGCACCAGGUUGGAAUGGCACUCGCUGUGACCAGCAUUGUCCUGCAGGUUAUUACGGUCAUCGAUGCCGAGAGGUUUGUCCGCAUUGCAGAAACAUGGACCCAUGUGACCCGGAAACUGGAGCAUGCUUACACUGUGAUCCUGGAAGGACUGGACCUAGAUGUGACAUUCCCUGCACAGAUGGUAGAUACGGAGAUGCUUGUGCCUUCCUGUGUAAAACCUGCCAUCACGGCCACUGUGACCAUGUGACAGGAAGUUGCAUUUGUCUUCCUGGCUUCCAGGGUGAGAGCUGUAACAGCACAUGUCCUCCUAACCUGUAUGGCAUCAACUGCUCCUCCACAUGUGACUGUGGGAAUGAUGCCUGCCAUCCAGCCACAGGAGCUUGUCCAAACAGUAGCAGGGCAGGUCUCUUAGCAGGGCUUUUGAUUCCCUUGUGCAUUUUAAUACUGGCCUUGUUGUUCUGCUGCUGCUGUUGUGGGCGGCCUGUUGAAGGAAAGGAAGGAGUUGCGGUUGGAGAUGGCAGCCCUGCGGUCCGCAUGAAGCAUCAUGUUUAUACAGUGCUGGCAAACAUGGGUUCAGCAAUGCCAUGUAUUACUCUUUGGUCAUCUGGUUUACCCAGGGUUACAGUCUCUCAUCAUGAUCCUGAGCUCACAUUUAACCACAGCUUCAUUGAGCAGCCAUCGUCUGGCUGGGUGACUGAUUCAUUUGAAACUGAUGAUGAAGGAGAGGCCGUCUACUGUGAACCGCCCAGGGAAGAUGUUCUUACUGUGGCCGGUGGAGAGCUUCAGGAGCUGAACUCUAAGUGUAACUUCUUCCCUGACCCAUCAACCUUCAGCAGUGAGGACAUGUCACAAGAUUUUGGUAUCCCUCGUACCUCUAGCAUUGCCAAAUCCAAACGUCCUUCGGUCUCUUUUGCAGAGGGCACAAAGUUCAAUCCCAAAGAGCGCCGUAGCUCGACCCAAGAUCUGCCGGGAGCUAGCCGGAAACCCAAGGCCUGGGGUGUGCUGAUGAUCUCAGCCCUGCAAGGAGGACAAGGAAACCACAGUGAAACAGAAACAGAAAAAGAAGACAAAAACAACGAGGAGAACAUCUCCUCUGAGGAGCAAGCAGCUGCAUCUGAAACAUCACAAAAUCAUUCGGAAAGAUAUAGUUCUGGCCCUCUAAGGACUCACCUCACUGUGCCCAGUGGGAGACGCCGUACACUUUCCAAUACCAGGAAGAACGCCCAGCCGUCCGAUAGCGGCCAGGAUGCAGAUUCAGAGAAGUUAACAACUGUAUAUGUGACUGUGGGUAAGACCCAAAAGAUGGCCAAGCAGGAGCCUCCCUCAGAAGGGCCCGUUCAGGCGAUGCUGCGCAGACUGGGCAGCCUACAGAGACAAAGAGAGGAGGCCCAGCCCAAAGGAAGGGGGCAGGCGAUCGCCAAGCCACCGCGGAGGAAACUGGGAGCGCGGGCCAGUGCGUGGGAGCAGGCUACUGGGUCAAACCAAUCAGAGGUGGUCAUGAGGAAACCUAGUCGCAGGAAACACAACUCACUCAGCUCUCCCUGCACAGUGGGGGCAACAGACAUUCCUCAGGAGAACAGCACACCCAAGAGGCCACUGUCCUCCAUUUUAAAAAGCGUUCCGGAGAGUGAUAUGCUCCAUAGUUUGGAGGUGGAGCAAGACAGUGAAGUAGCUUGUGAGACGGACACUCUGACAGACCACACUUAUGAGACUGUGGCUCCAUCUGAUAGGGUCUCUACAUCUUCAGAGAUUAUUAUUAAUGAGACAGUUGUGGACCAAGCAGAAAAUGAGCCAAAUUAUGAGAAUGUUUAUGUAAAGCACUCAUAAUAUUCCUGAAUCUUAAAGACGAUAUUUCCCUUCACGUAAGUACUGUAUGUAAGUUUUGCAUAAACUGCAUAAACAUAUCUACAUAGAAACUUGUUUGUUUGUUUGUAAAUUCCAUAUUAUAAUUUCUAUUAAAGGGGACAUUGGAUGCCCAUUUUCCACAAGUUGAUAUGAUUCUUUAGAGUCUUCAUAAAAUGCCUAUGAAAUAGUCAACGGUCAUGUAAAACAACCCCUAUUUUACCUAGUCAAAAAGAGCUCUGUUCACAGCAGUUUCGGUGCAUGUAUCUUUAAAUGAUAAUGAGCUACUGCUCACUCCACCACCUCUCUUCCAUUCUGCUUCCUCGGCUCUCAUAUCAGGAGUAAAGGAAGACUCUUCUGUUCACUUUUACAUCCAACUAUAUGACAGCUGCAUUGCUUACGAGACGUUGUCGCUACAGCUGCUUGAGCGUGGAGAAAAUGGAGGACGGUGUACAACUGGCUGAGGAUGGAAAUAUGCUAAUAUGGGACAGUCCAUCAGUGCUCGUGGGUGGGGACUGAGCAGUAUGAAAUCAUACAAUUUUUGCAUCUCAUGUUAAAAUGUUACUUCACAGUUUAAAGAAAUUAGCUAAUUUUUAAAUGUUAUUUUUAAAGCAUUUCAUCAAGAUAUUGCCCUCAUAACCCCUUAAGUAACUGAUGUAACUAUGUCUACCUAUACUGACAUUCAAAAGUUUAGGUUAAGUUAUUUAUUAUUUUUUUAAUUCAAAGAUUCUAAAAAUUCAAAAGUUUACACCCCCCUUUCAGAAUCUGCAAAAUGUUAAGUAUUUUACCAAAAUAAUGGGGGAUCAUACAAAAUGCAUGUUAUUGUUUAUUUUGUACUGACCUGAAUAAGAUAUUUCACAUAAAAGAAGUUUACAUGUAUUCCACAAGAGAAAACAAUAGUUGUAUUUAUUCGAAAGUUUAUAUCCUCUUGAUUCUUAACACUGUUUUCUUACCUAAAUGAUGAUCCACAAUUGUGUUUUUUUCUUUAUAGUUGUUCAUGAGUCCCUUGUUUGUCCUGAACAGUUAAACUGCUCUCUGUUUUUUUAGAAAAAUCCUUCAAGUCCCACAAAUUCUUUGGUUUUCCAACAUUUUUGUGUAUUUAAACCCUUUCCAACAAUGACUGUCUUUUCACACUGAGGACAACUGAGGGACUCAGGAAAAACAAUGCAUUAAGAGCCAGGGGUGAAAAUUUUUUGAAUUUGUAUAUCAGGGUAAAUUUAACUUAUUUUGUCUUCUGGGAAACAUGUAACUAUCUUCUGUAACCUCUGAAGGGCAGUACUAAAUGAAAAAAAUCGAUAUUUAGGCAAAAUAAGCAAAAUGUACACGUCUCCAUUCUGUUCAAAAGUUUUCAC
Messenger RNA from Labeo rohita (rohu), 4187 nucleotides. It is a transcript of the gene scarf1, whose product is annotated as scavenger receptor class F, member 1. Bases 139 to 2820 code for a protein of 893 amino acids. Lineage: Eukaryota; Metazoa; Chordata; Actinopteri; Cypriniformes; Cyprinidae. The transcript is spliced from 11 exons. The record is from RefSeq and is a predicted model, not a curated record. Gene Ontology annotation, molecular function: scavenger receptor activity.